Penicillium soppii is the source of this 738-nucleotide messenger RNA. RefSeq lists its product as uncharacterized. The transcript has a single exon. Bases 1 to 738 code for a protein of 245 amino acids. The record is from RefSeq and is a predicted model, not a curated record. NCBI's taxonomy places the organism in Eukaryota, Fungi, Ascomycota, Eurotiomycetes, Eurotiales, Aspergillaceae.
AUGACAGAUUUUAUUUUUCAAUUCGUUGGAAUAAGAGGGCUUCAUGCUUCUGUGAUCCUGGCUCAGAUGGGAUCAACCCUUUUGAUGGCUGUGAUCAGAACAUGCCUUCGAGCCGAGCGGAUGGCACCAAACGAAAACGAAUUCCUGGAAGAACAGAAGCUUUUGUCAUCGACCAACCAAGAGCUGGACUGCUUUGCAUUUCGUCUCGAAAAUAUCGAUUCAUUGACCAUGGUCCAACCAAUAGCCAUGUGUUUAUACACAGCCAUAUACGAUCCGAGCUCAAAAUUAGGAGAAAGAUUCAUUCAUACGCGAGCGCGACUAGCAGAAGUCACAUCAAAUCGAAAUCGGGACUUGAUGGUCUCUUGGGACGAUAUGCCUAUUCGACGAGCGGCUCAGAACCUUGCAAAGGCCAUUGAAACGACAAUGGGUCUGACAUCUACCGAAUGGUUUCUUCAUUUCGAUGUGGAAUUCACUUUUCAGAUCUUUAUUGCUUCCAAAACAUCCUCUGCAAUAGACGACAAUUACAAAAUCGUGCAAUACCCCAUGACGAUACGUCGAAGCGAGAAUACGUUGAAAUGGAAGAUAAAUGCCAACACACUUGAAGCGAUUCUAGGGCUGUGGGUUUGGUCUAUGAACAAAGCCCGUGGUGAAACGACAGUUACUCCGUUUUAUCGUCUAGUUGGACUUAAUACAGAAGAUGCAGGCACGGAGACAAUGGAUCUAUUAUUCCACAAGUGA